AUUAACCUGUGACUGAGAAUGUCUCUGCAAGCAGAGGAUGAGGAUAGACCUAUUUCACCGCCUCAAGCUGGCCUCCCUACCCGUCCCCGGUCCAGCAGAGGGGACACCAUACUCUUCUCCCCGUCCCUGAUGAGCGGCACUAUCUCCUUGAACAGGAGCGAGGCGUCUAUUGGGGACAGAGUGACGCUGAGCUGGUCCAUUGGACAAAGAGAUGGAGAGGAGGACCAGCAACCUCCUUGUGAGAACGACUGGAUUGGAUUGUUCUCUGUGGACGACCUCAAUCCUGAGAGCUACCUGGAUCAUAAACUAAGAGGGCAGAACCUUGACAAUGAAGGAGAGAUACAGUGGAUACUGCUUGACAAUAAUCAACUCAGCAGAGAAGGGAGUCCAGUCUGUUUCUGUUUCUACACUAGUAAUAAUAUUCUUUUGGCUCAAAGUGAUCCACUUAUUGUCAUUGGAACGGCUGAGGCCACGCCCAAUGAAGAACACGCCCACCAGCCACUCUCGGUGGUCGUCCAAGACCUCAUUUCCAUAAAGAUUAGUGGUUUGUGUUGCCAUAACUUGAGAUUCAAGACCUUUGGUGCACCUGAUCCAUUUAUUAAAUUAUCGUUAACACCUGGUAUAGGAAGAGGAGGCAACAAGCUGCCCCACCACCGCCAGUCAGUAGUGACCCUUGUCAUUAACAACAGCUGCAAUCCAUCAUGGACCGAUGAGUUAUUCACAAUGACCGUCUUACCUACUGAUUGCUUGCUGGUCGAAGUGAGGGACAAGUUUUCAUUCUCUCGUCCGUCCGCCAGUCACUUUUUGGGAAAAGCUCUCAUUCCUUUGAGCUUCCUCUCAGAGACCCAGUCCUUGACUAAAAUUUACCAACUUCAGAAGCGUCUGCCUAGUGAUAGAGUCUCGGGCACUGUCUCCAUGACAAUAAGUAGUAACCUCACCGAUCUCCCCCCUUCAAUCACUGAAGGUGAUGAGUCCAGGGGACAGCUAUCACCAUUACAAGAGACACCUGAUGUUGAGUCACAUCAGCUACCGGAGAGGUCUUUAGACAGGAUACGUUACGUAAGGCGUACACUGACUGGUGAUCAUUAUCGGCGAGGUCGUAGGGAUCCUUCAGACAGACGCCAUUACUCUGUGAUCAUUCACAACUCUUCACCAGUGGGCAGGGCUAAUGGGCGGGGCAUUGACCUCACAUCCUGUGUAGUCAAUGGACAGAGUCAACCAGCAUCACCAGCACUGGAUCAAACUGAACCACUCGUCAGACCUCAUCAUCUUGGAUUGGAGCAGUUUAUGCAAAGGUCAUCUCGUAAUCAGGUCAUGCGUCAGAACAGUUGUCCAACUCCUAAUCGUAUCACACCCUCCCCUCGUCCACUGGUAAGCUUGGCAUCACAUCCAUUGGGGGCUCAUUCCCAUACUGCUGAGUCUCAUUCCCAUACCACCGAGUCUCAUACUAGAGAAAAUAAUGUAAUAUCUGAUGUGAUUGCUGAAGAUAGUACUGCAGCAAUUGAAGAGUCUAGUUCUACUACUGCAGUCCCUCACUCUUUAACUGAUUCUGCUGCAGUUCUUGAUUCUACUGUAGCACCCGAGUCCCUCAGUGUCCCCUCAGGGUCUACUGAGUGUCAUAUCACAGUUCAAUCUGCUGAUGCUAGUCCUCCAUUGACUCCAAUGUCUCCAGUGAUCAUUGUCUCUGAAGGAAGUAUCCUUGAUAAUAUGGAGACUCAUGAAGGCUCUACUGAUAAUACUGAUACCCCUCCCCCUCACCCCACUACCCUUACUCUCUCCUUAUCUACGGCAGCUCCUCCCAGUGUUUCACUUCCUACCUCAUCCACUAACAACAGGUUGGAUCUACCUUCUAAUGCUCUUGUCCGUAUGGACAGUGUUGAUGAUAGCAUGAAAGAUCAUCCUGGCUUUCUCUUUCUGACAAGAAACGACUUUUACGAAUUCGUUAAGUCCACAGGUAGUACAGUGUUUAUACAGGAUCUCCCAUUGUUGAAACUGGUCCAGUCGAUUAGAAGUGACCAUUCACUUUAUUCAAAAUACAGUCAUUCCUCUCGUCUUGUCUCGGCCAUUAAUUCAUUUGCUCAAACAGACUGCACUCUACCUGAUGGCUGGGAGAAGAGGCUAGACAAAGCAAGUCAGAAGGUUGUAUUUGUUGAUCAUAAUUCUAAAACAACAACGUUUAUUGAUCCACGCCUUCCAUUACCAGGGAAGCAACUCCGGAAAGCUGAAGACCAAGGAGUGAUGAGAAGUCGGCCGGUCCAGUCUGCCCAGCGUCCUCUCACUGGUAUAGAGUUUUCUCCAGUCCUUCAGUCUCUGCCUGAGAGAAGUGCCAGUACUCCAGUAGCUCCUGUUGCUGUACCAAUGACACCUGUUAUGGUUCAUGAUGAUGAUGAUAAUGAAAUACCAGUCCAAACUUAUAGUGCCAAAAUUGUCACAUUCCUGAGACAGUCUGACAUAUUCAAUGUCCUUGCUUCAAGAUAUGAGGGUACUCUUACUCCUGCUCUGAGGGAGAGCAUUGAGAGCAUUAGGACACUGGGUGUCCCUAGACUAGAGGCACUCCAGAAUGAAGCUGAUGAAGUCUAUUUGGAACUAACAAUAAUUCUAAGUUUGUUUGAGACUGAUAUAGAUCAUCAGUUGUUCUCUGUGGCUGCUAAUCAUCAAAUGUCGAGAUCCUCUCUCCCUCCUCCCUCCCUCACUCCUCCCCCUCCUCCCUCUCAUGCACGGACAGCACCACCUGAAAUGAACCUCGAUCAUAAUGACUAUAUGGGUAUUCCUCUAACUGAUAUUAUUGAGUUCUUCAAAGACCCUGGUGUCUAUCAUAAAGUCUUAUCAAGAUUUCACAGUAUAGAACCUUAUAUGAGGUUAUACAUUGACAGCUUCGAACACUGCUUAUCAUUUGAACUAGCAAUUGAGCUAAAUUCAAGCUCCAAUGCAAGACGAUUUGUAUUUGAUCUACGCGAAGAGAUACUAGCCAGUGUCAGAGAGAGAGAAGGAAAUAAUUUCCCACCAAAUUUCCCUACUGCUACUGAAGUGAGAAACUUUAUGUCACAGCCUAAUAUACUCUCACGCCUUACUCAACUGGAUGCUGAUGAAAGAUCAAUUGUCCAAGUGUGUGGUGCCUGGGACGUCUCUCUCAUUGAGUUUGAGCUAAACAGGACGAGUGUCUUACGUGAUCUUGUUGAGAGGAUUGCCGACUCCAUUAGAGAGUUCUCCUCUUCAUCGCAGCCUGCACCAAUAGGAGGCUCCUCACCUCCUACAGUACUCCAUAUACCAGCUCCUCCUCCUGUUCCCCCUGUUCCUCCUCCUCCUCGAGAUGAGGACUUUGUUAGAAAACUUCAACAGCUACAAUCUAUCCUCGAUAUUAACAAUUAUGGGAGUUAUGGUGAACUAAGACUAUCACUGAGAAGAGAUCACUUAUUAGAGGAUGCCUAUCGCUACAUUAUGAGUAAGUCCUCCAAAUCCUUGAGGACCAAGGGCUGUCACGUGACAUGGAAAGGAGAGGAGGGUCUGGAUUAUGGCGGACCUCAGAGAGAAUUCUUUUUCAAGCUCUCACGGCUAUUAUUCAAUCCUUUCUAUGGGUUGUUUGAGUAUACGACUCACGGGGCAUACACUGUACAGAUCAGCAGGCACUCGUCAAGCAUUGAUGAUGCUCAGUUAUGGUUUAGAUUUGCUGGUCGUGUCAUUGGUUAUGCUAUCAUUCAGAAUCAGUUGCUUGAUGUCUUCUUUGCCCGUCAUGUAUACAAGGCAUUGCUAGGGAUUCCUUAUACUGUCAGUGAUGUGGAGACUCUUGAUCUAAGUUUCUAUAACAGUCUCAAGUAUGUGUUAGAGAAUGAUCCUGCACCUUUAGAACUGACGUUUACCAUACUAGAAGAAUCAUUUGGUGAAGUAAUAGAGAAAGAGCUGAAGCCUGGUGGAGCUCAAAUACCAGUGACUGAAGAUAACAAGAAAGAAUAUGUAGAGCUGAUGACAACAUGCAAGCUAUCACAUGGUGUCCAGCAGCAGACAGAGUGUCUCAUUAAAGGACUAAGAGAAAUGCUACCAUUGCAAUACUUGAAGCCUUUUGAUGCAAGGGAACUGGAAUGGGUCAUAGCAGGUACUCCUGAAAUCAACAUGGAGGACUGGAAGAGCAACACACAAUACUGGGGAGGCUAUCACGAUACUCAUAGUGUAAUAGUUUGGUUCUGGGAAGCUAUGGAGUCUUUCACUAACGAACAAAAGUUGAGAUUCUUGCAAUUUAGUACUGGCACUUCUAGCAUUCCAUAUGAAGGCUUCAAAGGUCUGAGAGGAUCUUCACAGCAGAUACAAAAGUUUACAAUUGAUCGCUACACAGGCCCAGUGGAAUCACUCAUAAUUGCUCAUACUUGUUUCAAUCGCAUUGAUCUACCCCCAUAUCGGUCACUUGAAGAAAUGAAGGAGAAACUUUUAUAUGCAUUUUUAGAAACGGAUACAUUUGAGACCGCUUAGCCAGUCAAUUUUUUUAUUAUCGUUUUA
Amphimedon queenslandica is the source of this 4488-nucleotide messenger RNA. Its product is annotated as E3 ubiquitin-protein ligase HECW1-like. Gene Ontology annotation, cellular component: cytoplasm. Bases 19 to 4461 code for a protein of 1480 amino acids. NCBI's taxonomy places the organism in Eukaryota, Metazoa, Porifera, Demospongiae, Haplosclerida, Niphatidae. Gene Ontology annotation, biological process: protein ubiquitination; regulation of dendrite morphogenesis; ubiquitin-dependent protein catabolic process. The record is from RefSeq and is a predicted model, not a curated record. Gene Ontology annotation, molecular function: protein binding; ubiquitin protein ligase activity. The transcript has 28 exons.